AUGUCCCACUCAGUUGGAUUAGCUGUAUUCGUUUUGGCGGUGCUUGCCGCGACCUGCUCGGCAAACAAGAAAAUCUUCUGUUACUUUAGCAGUUCGGCUCAGUAUAAAUCCGGAAUUGGCAAGUUUUUACCCGAAAACAUUGAGCCAUCGUUAUGCACUCAUGUUAUAUUUGCCUUUGUCGAUGUUGUUCAUGGUUAUAAGUUGGAGCCAUCAAACUGGAACGACCUAGGAUCAGAUGGUUUGUAUGCGAGAACCGUGGCACUGAAGAAGAAGAACCCCCGAUUGAAGGUUCUUUUGGCCGUGGGCGGAUGGUUCGUGGGAUCGGAACCUUUUGUAUCGAUGAUAUCUAACGUGCUGAAUAGGAAAGCUUGGGUGGCUAAUGUUGUAAAGUUCCUACGUCUGCACGGCUUUGAUGGCCUGGACAUGGACUGGGAAUUCCCCGGGGUAAGGGGAAGCCCACCAGAGGACAAAUACCGCUUUACUACGCUGAUGAGGGAGAUACAAGACGCCUUCAAGCGGGAAUCCUGGCAGAGUCGGAAGGAGAAGUUGAUACUGACACUGGCUACAGCUGCCGGAACUUAUUACAUCAGCCAUGCUUACGAACCUGAGAAAAUUGUACAUACAGUAGACUAUAUGCUGCUGAUGACGUAUAACUAUCACGGCCAAUGGGAAAACACCACCGGGCACCACAGUGGCCUUUAUCCCAACAACCUGGACAGGUCGGCUAAAGAACGAGCACUCUGCGUGGAGUGGUCUGUUAAAUACUGGCUAGGGAAAGGUAUGAGUCGAGAGCGUCUUAUCAUGGGCAUAGCAACGUACGGGAUGAGCUACACACUGAAGAGCCAAUGGCAGAACGGCAUUAAAGCGCCGGCUUACGGCGCAGGCGCAAAGGGGAAAUACACAAACGAGAAAGGCAUCCUUUCAUAUCCUGAGGUCUGCGAGAAUAUUCGAAAUGGGUGGAAGAAAGUCGACAUCCCUGAGCAGUACGCUCCGUACGCGACGGGCGGAAACCAGUGGGUGGGUUAUGAGGACGUCAACAGCGUUCGGGUCAAGGCAGAAUAUUUAAUGAAGCAUAAUUUAGCCGGCGCCUUCAUCUGGUCAGUUGAGAUGGACGAUUUUACCGGACACUGUGGUCAAGGGCGUUAUCCACUUCUGUCCAAAAUCUACUCCGUUCUUAACAAACGUUCAUCCUGGACGAAGCCUGUGUCCAAGCCUAUACCUGCCCCUCAAAAACCAAACAUAGCGGCUGCCCCAGCUGAUAACGUCAAGUGCUGGUCGAAAGGUCUGAAGUCAGACCCUGCUUCCUGCUCCGGGUUUUAUGUGUGUGUCGCUUUGCCCAACGGAUCUUUCGCGAAGGCUCGUGGCUCGUGUCCCAGUCCAUACGCCUUUGACUAUCCCUCCCAGUCCUGUGUCAACGUGUGGGGACGAUGUGGGUGAUGCUUCUAAUUAUGUAACUGAUUUCCAGGGAACCAUAUGUGAAUAUGUUUCCG
This is a messenger RNA of Liolophura sinensis, 1490 nucleotides long. RefSeq names its product chitinase-3-like protein 1. The transcript has 9 exons. The coding region runs from base 1 to 1437 and encodes 478 amino acids. Gene Ontology annotation, biological process: chitin catabolic process; carbohydrate metabolic process. Gene Ontology annotation, molecular function: chitinase activity; chitin binding. The record is from RefSeq and is a predicted model, not a curated record. Gene Ontology annotation, cellular component: extracellular region. NCBI's taxonomy places the organism in Eukaryota, Metazoa, Mollusca, Polyplacophora, Chitonida, Chitonidae.